This is a messenger RNA of Hyla sarda, 1393 nucleotides long. It is a transcript of the gene BZW1, whose product is annotated as basic leucine zipper and W2 domains 1. NCBI's taxonomy places the organism in Eukaryota, Metazoa, Chordata, Amphibia, Anura, Hylidae. Gene Ontology annotation, molecular function: protein binding. Gene Ontology annotation, cellular component: cytoplasm; membrane. The record is from RefSeq and is a predicted model, not a curated record.
UCCCCGCCCUUAGUGACGUAACGGUGACGUGCUCCGGCCUCUCUUUCUCCUGGUCGUCGAGCUGCACAGGGGAAUUUCUCGGAAGAGGCCUACGUUGUUUGUUUUCCGUACCCACCCGCCCCGUCUUUGGCCCGUUUCCUGCCUGCCUUACGUUUGGGCAUCUUUUUUAUGAAUAAUCAAAAGCAACAAAAGCCAACGCUAUCUGGCCAGCGUUUUAAGACCCGAAAAAGAGAUGAAAAGGAGAGGUUUGACCCUACACAAUUUCAAGACUGCAUUAUUCAAGGCUUAAACGAAACUGGCAACGAUUUGGAAGCAGUAGCAAAGUUUCUUGAUGCUUCAGGAGCGAAACUUGACUACCGACGCUAUGCAGAAACACUCUUUGACAUCCUGGUGGCUGGUGGGAUGCUGGCACCAGGUGGUACUUUGGCUGACGACGUGAUCCGUACCAAUGUCUGUGUGUUUACUGCACAGGAAGAUCUAGAGACCAUGCAAGCAUAUGCUCAGGUUUUUAACAAGCUUAUCAGACGUUAUAAAUACCUGGAAAAAGGCUUUGAAGACGAGGUCAAGAAGCUGUUGCUGUUUCUGAAAGGUUUUUCAGAGUCUGAGAGGAAUAAGCUGGCCAUGCUCACUGGUAUACUUCUGGCCAAUGGAAAUCUUUCUGCGUCAAUUCUCAACAGUCUCUACAAUGAGAACUUGGUUAAAGAAGGUGUCUCAGCAGCGUUUGCUGUAAAAUUAUUUAAAUCAUGGAUCAAUGAAAAGGAUAUAAACGCAGUGGCUGCUAUGCUUCGUAAGGUUAACAUGGACAACAGGCUUAUGGAACUUUUCCCUGCAAACAAGCAGAGUUUAGAACACUUCACAAAAUAUUUCACUGAUGCGGGAUUAAAAGAGCUUGCGGAAUAUGUGAGAAAUCAACAAACGAUUGGUGCUCGCAAGGAGCUUCAGAAAGAAGUCCAAGAAAUGAUGUCCCGAGGAGAGCCACUCAAAGAGAUUAGUAUGUACAUAAAAGAAGAAAUGAAGAAAAACAUCUCUGAGCAAACAGUUAUUGGUAUCCUAUGGUCAAGUGUUAUGAGCUGUGUCGAAUGGAAUAAAAAGGAGGAGCUGGUUACAGAGCAAGCCAUCAAACACUUGAAGCAAUACAGCCCUCUCCUUGCUGCCUUUACUACACAAGGUCAGUCUGAGCUGACUUUGCUGCUGAAAAUUCAGGAGUAUUGUUAUGACAACAUUCACUUUAUGAAAUCCUUCCAGAAAAUCGUGGUGCUUUUUUACAAAGCUGAAGUUCUAAGCGAAGAGCCCAUUUUAAAGUGGUACAAAGAUGCACAUCUUGCAAAAGGAAAGAGUGUCUUUCUGGAACAAAUGAAAAAAUUUGUUGAGUGGCUCAAGAAUGCUGAAGAAG